This is a messenger RNA of Triticum aestivum (bread wheat), 1422 nucleotides long. Its product is annotated as 2'-deoxymugineic-acid 2'-dioxygenase. The transcript has 4 exons. Lineage: Eukaryota; Viridiplantae; Streptophyta; Magnoliopsida; Poales; Poaceae. The record is from RefSeq and is a predicted model, not a curated record. Bases 191 to 1237 code for a protein of 348 amino acids.
AAGAGAUGCAGAGGAACAAGGCCCCUUCUCUAGUCUAGUGCCUUCUCAAUCAAAAAGGGGAAACAAAUGCCUGCGGUAGGUAGGCCUUCUCAAACUAGUAUAAGUGCAUGUGAUCGAGUAGUGCAAUACACACAGAAGAAAAGUACUAGUAUACAGUACAGAAGUCGAAGCCAACAAGAAAAGUGAGACAAUGAAGCUCAUCUGCGACUUCCCGUCGCCGAAGUCCCUGCCGGACAAGUACGUCUUGCCGCCGGAGGAACGCCCUUGCAACCACGAGUUACGGGACGACCUCUCAGUCGCUCUCCCCGUCAUCGACCUCCAAGGAGCUCUUGGAGAUGGCCGCCGACAGGUUAUUGGCGACAUCAUGAAAGCCGGCAAGGAGUUUGGCUUCUUCCAGGCGGUGAACCACGGUGUGGGGGAAGACGUGAUCCAGGGCUUCCGAGAAGCGGCGGCAGAGUUCUUCAGGAUGCCGGCGGAGGCAAAACUCAAGCACUACUCCAACGAGCACAACAAGCAUUGCCGGGUCUUCUCCGGCUCCGUCACGUCCCACACUGACACCAACGACAUCCGCUACUGGCGCGACUGUCUCAAGCUCCGGUGCUACCCGGUGGACAAGCUGAUGCACCAUUGGCCAUCACAGCCAGAAACAUUUCGGGAGCGUCUUGCCAAGUACGCCGUGGCAGUGCAGGAGCUGGCACAAAGGCUCCUGCGACUCAUCGCGGAGGGGCUCGGCUUGGACAGUCAAUUCUUCGAGGGCGAGCUCACCGGCGGGGAGACGAUGAUGAACGUGAACUACUACCCGCGAUGCCCUGAACCAAGCCUCACGUUGGGCAUCCGGCCGCAUUCAGACCGCUACAUCCUCACGGUCCUGUCACAGGGCGAUGUCAGUGGUUUACAGGUGAAGCACAAGGGGCGCUGGAUCGGUGUCCAACCCAUGCGCAACGCGUUUGUUGUCAACUUUGGGCUUCAGCUGGAGAUGGUGACCAACGGGGUGCUUACAAGCGUGGAGCACCGGGUGGUGACCAACUCGGCCAAGGCGAGGAUGUCGGUGGCAACGCUUAUCAGGCCAAAUAUGGGCUGCAGGAUUGGUCCGGCGCCGGUGAUGGUGAAUGGAAAGACCAGCUAUCGUCCUAAGUAUAGGGACUUCACAGGGACUGAGCUCAUCGAGGCGUACGAGGCCACUGCGGGCAACAGGGAGGCCCUGCUUGAAAUGUUCAGGAUCCAUCACACCAAGUAGCUAGAGCCAACGCCCCAAACACACACACGCGCGCGCGCGCGCACGCGCGCGCGCGCACGCGCGCACGCACAUCCUGUCGACCAUUGUUUUCUUAAGUUCAUAGCGCAUAUAGUACGUAGUUUAUUACCCCCAACAAUAAAUGAUUGUUAAUCCGUGUAUGCCGAUCGACAUGUGCAGUGGGUUGU